ACGAUGAGCUUCACCUGCUUUUUUUUUUUUCUUCCCUUCAUAUCUCUCUUUCUUUAUUUCUUUACCAACAUCACUUUCCGCGACUCUCCAACAAAUAUAUAUAUUGAGCCAAACGUUGAACCUUUUGUCUUUCCUCUCUGAUCCCAACAAUCUUCGCCGAUUUCAUCAUUAUUUCCCUGUCUUUAGUUUAAGAAUUCAAUUCCAUUUCCUCAUCGGUCUUCUGGUCAAUGUAGUUAGUAGAUCCUUUUCUUCAUUCUAGCUUUUCUGAUUGGGAUUGCGGGGUUUUGGUUUCAAAAUAUGUAGUUGGAGAGUGUGGACUUUGUUUUAGAAAUCAAAAUCCUAUCCUCAUUGUUUGGGGAUAUAUAGACUUCUUCCAUUUUUUUGGUCUUCUAGGUAUUUUUAUUUAUUUAUUUAUUUUUCAGUUUGGUGCUGAUUUAAUGCUUAUUUUGUGAUUUUUUUGGGUCUUCUUCCCCUCCGGAUUACUAAAGAAAGCAAGAAAUUUAUUUAUUUCUUUGAAAUUUGGAGGCCCGUGAACUUGGAGGUCAAUGUUUGGUGGGUAUUGGGUUAAUUGUACAAAUAAAUGCUGGGUUGGUCACAAAUCUGAGCACUUUUGAGCUUCUGGGUGGGCGUGUGUCGAAGGGAAUUUGAUAAUGGAGCAUGUGAUUGCUGGGAAGUUUAAGCUAGGGAGAAAGAUUGGAAGUGGGUCCUUUGGGGAGCUCUAUCUAGCCAUUAAUGUGCAAACUGGAGAGGAGGUGGCUGUUAAGCUGGUAUGUGAUAUAUGUUCUUGGAUAGGAGUAUUGGAUCAUGAUGCUUGGUUGGGAUUAUUUGCUUGUUUAGUUUUAGCAAUGAUAUUUAAGGAACCUGUAAAGACCAAUCAUCAAUAACCUGUUACGGAAGGAGAAAGAUCUUGAGAAAAUAGUCAAGCUUCUCGAAAAGAGGGAGAUUGACCUCGUAAGAUAGUGGAUCAGCUCGAGAAGGAGUUGGGGCGUCACGCACAAGAAGCUGAAAUAAGGCAUUUACAACGAAUGUAUUGGGGUUUUGCAUUAGUAGUAUUGUGUUUUUGCAUUGGACUUUGGCUCUUGUAUUGAACAAAAGACUUGAUGUAUGAAUUUUUGUACAUCCUUGAUCAUGAAGGAAAUGACAUGAUUAUAUAUAUAUAUAUAUAUAUAUUUAUAUAUAUUUGUUAGAUUUCA
This is a messenger RNA of Carya illinoinensis, 1193 nucleotides long. Its product is annotated as casein kinase 1-like protein 11. Bases 651 to 884 code for a protein of 77 amino acids. The transcript is spliced from 3 exons. Gene Ontology annotation, biological process: protein phosphorylation. Gene Ontology annotation, molecular function: ATP binding; protein kinase activity. The record is from RefSeq and is a predicted model, not a curated record. Lineage: Eukaryota; Viridiplantae; Streptophyta; Magnoliopsida; Fagales; Juglandaceae.